Messenger RNA from Menidia menidia (Atlantic silverside), 2058 nucleotides. The record is from the annotation of a GenBank genome assembly. NCBI's taxonomy places the organism in Eukaryota, Metazoa, Chordata, Actinopteri, Atheriniformes, Atherinopsidae.
AUGUCUACCCGGGCUCUGCGAAGGCUCAGAGGGAAACAGCGGGGUCAGGAGGCCCUGGACCUCGGGGAUCUGAGUUUGGGUGACAGCCCGGAGGAGCAGGCUGAGGCAGAGGCUGAGGCUGAGGCACUGGACACCGCUAAUGUUUCUCUGCCACCUGACAGCAACGACGGCAGCAGAAAAGGAAAGAAAAACAAGGCUCAGAAAAACUUCAGUAACAUUUAUGAACUGAUAUGUGAUGCAGAAAAUGAGGUGGAGAAACUUUCACCUGAUGAAGAGGCUGAAAAUACAGACAAAAAUAAAAGAAAGGGUGCAGGCAAGAAUCACAACAGAGACUCUGAGAAAGUCGAUCAAAAGGAUGAAGAACUGUCCACUAAGACUGGUGACAGAGCUAAGAAGAAGAAGAAAAAGAAGAAGAACAAAGCAUCACCAGAAAAUGGACAGGAGGCUGCAGCAGAUAAUAUUGAUUUAUUGUUGGAGAACUUGGAACAGUCUAACGGCCUGGGUCUACAAAGUGAGGAUUGUGGAGGCUCCGACAGAAGAUCUGUGCUUCAGGUGGAGCAUCGGAAUCUCAAUCCAGAAACGGAAUUAAAGAGAUAUUUUGGGGCUCGAGCCGUUUUAGGGGAUCAAAGACCUCGACAGAGAAACAGACAGUUUCACCGCAGCACUUGGAUGACCAGUCCAAAGGAAAGUUGGCCUCGCUUCAGCCGCCCAGGGAUUGCUAUGAGCUUACUGGAGUCUAAGGAUGGUGUUCAGUAUUUUACAUUUGAGCACAGUCGGGAUUACCAACAAGUACAGUUCAAGUUCCUGGAUGCUGUCGAGUCCAUGGAUCCCAACAACAUAGUGGCCCUGCUUCAACUCAACCCAUACCACAUCGAUUCCCUGCUCCAGCUUUCAGAUGUCUGCCGAAUACAGGAGGAUCAAGAGAUGGCCAGGGAUCUCAUUGAAAGGGCCAUGUACAGCUUUGAGUGCGCUUUUCACCCCUUAUUCAGCUUGACAUCGGGGGCAUGCCGGCUGGAUUAUUUAAGACCAGAAAACAGAGCAUUUUAUUUGGCCCUUUACAAGCACAUGAUGUUUCUGGAGAAGAGAGGAUGCCCUCGGACCGCUUUGGAGUACUGCAAACUGAUCCUCAGUUUGGACCCAGACUCUGACCCACUUUGCAUGCUCCUGCUCAUUGACUUUCUAUCGCUGCGUUCCAGAGAGUACAAGUCUCUCCUUCAGCUGUAUCAGGACUGGGAGGAGCACAGGAAUCUGUCUCAGCUGCCAAACUUUGCCUUUUCCACGGCACUUUGUCAUUUCCAUCUCAGUCAGCAGGAAGAUCUGGAGCUGAAAGAAAGUGACAAACUAAGACAAGAGGCUAGCCAGAUACUCCAGAACGCUCUCAUUAUGUUCCCCGGAGUGCUGAUGCCUUUACUGGAGCUGUGCACCGUGCAGCCGGACGCUGCAGUCACCUCCCAUAGCUUCUUUGGCCCAAAGUCUCAGAUUGGGCAGCCACCUGCCCUGGCUGAGCUGACAGCUCUGUACGUGGGGAGAACUUACAAUCUGUGGAGGGAGGCAGCCGUCAUGCUUUGGUUGGAGGAGUCCGUGAAGGAGGUGCUGCGCAGAGUCGACGCCAAAGACCCUCAUGUGGAAGACUGUCAGAACAAGAGAAAGCAGAGGUACCAGAGUGCACCAAGGAACAUCCAUCGUCAUGUCCUCCUCUCUGAGAUCAAAGAGGCCACCUCAAGUCUGCCUCUUGAGGUAACCACGCAGCCUAUGAUGGGUUUUGACCCUCUUCCUCCUCUGGAUUCUGUCUUAUCGUAUACCCGUCCAGAGAGGCAGCAUGUGGGUGCAUCCAAUGAGAGCACGUUGUCCCUGUUUUUCCGAUCUCUGCUGCCUAACUUCAACUUGCAGGGCGGACCGAGGCUGGAGGACGACAUGGAGGUGGCUCGAGCCGGCCAGGAGCUGAACCAGGAAGUAAAUCGCCUGAUGGUGGCCAUGAGGGACAUGCUGGCUAACAUCCGGUUUCAGGAGCCCCCAAGAGACGACAAUCCUUACAGAGAUGAGGACGAAUGGGACUAA